AUGACUGAGGAGGUUGAAAAGGUGAGCUUGCAUGUCUACGACUUAAGCCAAGGGCUAGCUAAACAGGUCUCCACUUCAUUGUUGGGGAAGGCUAUUGAAGGCAUAUGGCACACGGGAAUAGUGGUAUAUGGUAUAGAGUAUUAUUUUGGUGGUGGGAUACUAGAGACUCCAGUUGGAACAGCACCAUAUGGGACUCCAAUUGAAAUGAUUGAGCUUGGUGUCACCAAGAUUAAAAAAGAUGACUUUGUGUCUUAUUUAAAGGAAAUAAGUCCGCGUUACACACAUGAAACAUACAAUUUACUGAAGCAUAAUUGCAAUACUUUUAGCAACGAAGUUGCACAGUUUCUCGUUGGCACCACCAUCCCGCAGUACAUUCUUGACCUCCCUAAUGAUGUCAUGAACUGUCCACUCGCCCCUCUAAUGCUGCCGAUGAUACAAAAUCUGGAGUCUCAGUUGAGGGAUAAUGAAGUCCCGCAAGUCCUUCAACUCGUAGCACCGUUACCAGCAUCAGAAGGCAGCAAAGGUGAAGGGUCGGAGGUGAAACCGAAGAAGAUUCAUGAACCGCUGGUCGAUCCACUUGGAAAUGCUCGGACUCAAGUGCAAGAUGACAUCGCUAAGGAGUUUGCUGCACUUAGGGCUCAGGGAACCUUAAGUCCCAGUGAAGCUGCUGCACUUGCCACCAGGAAUGUCAUGCAAAAAUAUGGAUUCUUGGAUUCCACUUCCAAUUCCAAUUCCAUUUCCGAUUCCAAGUCUGAUUCCAAGUCGGACUCCAAGCCCAAUUCCAAGUCCGAUUCCAAAUCCAGUUAAAACUUGGUUAGUUUUAAUGGCGUCUUUCUGAUUUUUCUAACCUUCUGUUCGUGUGUAGAACGAUCGAUGGGACAAAAAUAUUAAGGGCGUUUUGUUUUGUUUUGUAGCACGGCUUUUAAGAAAUAUCUAUAUGGACCAUUUUGUCAAAUAAUGUCCUCCUUGGCCCUU
Messenger RNA from Lactuca virosa, 975 nucleotides. NCBI's taxonomy places the organism in Eukaryota, Viridiplantae, Streptophyta, Magnoliopsida, Asterales, Asteraceae. The record is from the annotation of a GenBank genome assembly.